GAGCGGCCUGGCAGCGGGCGGCGUUGAGGCGGACGUGUGCAGACGGCCGACAGGCCGCGGAGUCGGGACCUGCUUUUGGGGCAUGAGCCGAGGGGAAGACGCCGAGGCCACGAGCCCUGUAAGAUAAGAACUGUUAUCUCCAUUUAUAUAUAUGAGGAAACAGAAGCCUAGAACAUCCAGUAUUUCGUAGAGAUUGAUGGAAGCAGAAACCAAAACUCUUCCCCUGGAGAACGCAUCCAUCCUUUCAGAGGGUUCCCUACAGGAAGGGCACCGGUUAUGGAUUGGCAACCUGGACCCCAAAAUCACAGAAUACCACCUCCUCAAGCUCCUCCAGAAGUUUGGCACGGUCAAGCAGUUUGACUUCCUCUUCCACAAAUCAGGUGCUUUGGAGGGCCAGCCUCGAGGAUACUGUUUCGUUAACUUCGAAACUAAGCAGGAAGCAGAACAAGCCAUCCAGUGUCUCAAUGGCAAGCUGGCUCUGUCUAAGAAGCUGGUGGUCCGAUGGGCACACGCUCAAGUAAAGAGAUACGAUCAUAACAAGAAUGAUAAGAUCCUUCCUAUCAGUCUUGAGCCAUCCUCAAGCACUGAGCCCACUCAGUCUAACCUGAGUGUCACUGCAAAGAUAAAGGCCAUUGAAGCAAAGCUGAAAAUGAUGGCAGAAAAUCCUGAUGCAGAGUAUCCGGCAGCACCUGUUUAUUCCUACUUUAAACCACCAGAUAAAAAAAGGACUACUCCUUAUUCUAGAACAGCCUGGAAAUCUCGAAGAUGAUGGUUAUGAAUUACUGUAGCAGCAAAAGCAAAUUGGUCUCCACACAUGAAAUCCUCUGCCUUUGUACUUUAUAGAUGUGAAUGGUACUAUCCAACAGAGCACAGUCACGUGUUAAGUUUGGUAACAUAACAUUUUUGGAUGUUCUUAUGGCUAUUUCUUCCCUGAAGUAUGUGUGGAAUUGAGCAUCAUCCAGAAUAAAUAGGAUUGUAUCCAAAAUUGUGAUUUGAACACUGGGAUGCUCUAGUUGGCUGGUUUGUUUGGAUUUGUAACUCCAGAAACAUUAUAUAGUGUGCCAGAGAGAAAGGCAAACAAAAAAUGUUACUAUUUAAAUUAGGAAACUAAAUUUAUUAAUGUCUGACUUAAAAAAAAAAAAAAAAGCAUUUUUCUGUGCUCAGGUGUCUUUACAACAUAAAGAAAAAGUAAGAGACAGGGAGGGAAGUGACAGAUUUUGAAUCAUGUUCAGAACUAUUGUUCCAGAAUUUACUAUGGAAAUCCCUCCAACUGGAUUAAAAACACAAAUUCUUGGCAAAAAGGAGCCGGUUCCUUGAGCAAAUAUUGUGGUAAUCUGUUUAAGAAUUAUGCUUAUUGUUUCAAAAUCCCAAUUAGGAAAACAUGGUGUAUAUCUUAAAAUUGUUUGCAUAGACAAAACUGUAGAAUCAAAUUUACCAUUUUAUACCACAACGGAAGUUCUGUUUGGAAAUCCAACUUUUAUUCUAUAGUGAUCAUUUUUUAAAAACCUGAAUAAUCUUGCCUUCUAUAAUACCACAUGUUGUUAUUAACAUGGGACUUUUAAAAUUGCACUUAUUGCAUGAGAUUGUUUUUAUAGCAUGAGAAUGUUCUAUUUGGAAUUAUAUCAUGGUCAAUCUAAAUAGAAAAGUGAAGUUUCUUUGAAAACCUAAGCGUUGCUAUAUUGAUCUCUAUCAAACAUAUUAUUUAUUAAUAAUUGUGUAGGGGUCCGAGUAGAAGAAAUUGAAUUGUCUUGUGCAGGGUGAGGAGGGGACAUGCAGUGGACACAGAAAGUCAAUGGAGCAGGCACUACUCUGGCACCAAGAUUAUAAUGACCUCAUGUUUUAUGUCGUUUUUAACAAAGGCUUGAAAGACUGCAUGACUAUAAAAUGAUCCUUCAUUUGUAGAACAUAGUUCUCCCCAGAUAUUUUUUGCCACUUUGAACAUUAUAAGUAUAACAAUAGAGAGAGAAAAAUAAAUCAACAGACUUGGGAGUGUGUUUCUGUCAGCAAGUUUGGUCAUUUUGGUGCCAGGUUGACAGACUGUUACAUUGGGCAGCCCUGUUGCUUCUUUAGCAGGUAAAUCAUUGUGUUAGGCUAGGGCCAUUCCUGGUGGUUACAUACUGUUUAGCAUUAUUGUUCCUAGCAAGAGGAAGCUUUCUUUGUUAGAAUGUAAGUCUUCCUAUGAGCAUAAAUGAAUUUAAGACACUGGAACCCAAACUUCAGCGUAGUGAGGUUUCAGAAUUCACAGGACUGGUUCAGAGAAAUUCUUAUCACCUUUCCCAAGGUAAAUCUUUUUAGAUAUCUUUAGAUAUUAAAUACUUUCUGCAUUUAUUAGCUCUGUCUAUGAUACAAGUAACUCUCCUUCCAUUUGGGGGAUAGAUCAGGGAGGUGGCAACAUUAUCUCCCAUUUUUCUGGUGACUUCUUAGAGUAUAGAAUUCACCAUUUUAUCCUUAAGUCCUCAAAGGGUUAUGGUGGAGUAGGACUUACUUAAUGCAAAAUAGUCUUCUAUUUUUAAUGGGAACUUAGAAAAUAUUAACUUUGAAUUAUCUAGAGUUGUUUCCUUUAGAAACCAGAGCUAUUUAUUUGUAUUUAAAGCAAUGUUUAUUAUUUGUACUGAUUCUUAUUCCUCCGUGUGAAUAAAUGCACGACAGUG
Diceros bicornis minor is the source of this 2651-nucleotide messenger RNA. It is a transcript of the gene RBM18, whose product is annotated as RNA binding motif protein 18. The record is from RefSeq and is a predicted model, not a curated record. NCBI's taxonomy places the organism in Eukaryota, Metazoa, Chordata, Mammalia, Perissodactyla, Rhinocerotidae. The transcript has 7 exons. Gene Ontology annotation, molecular function: RNA binding. Bases 197 to 769 code for a protein of 190 amino acids.